CAAUACGGGUAUGUUCAUGUUUGUCGCAAGUCACGCCUUUGUGAGUUUUGUGUUUGACCUAAAUCAAAAUUCAAUUGAAAAGUAGGAAUUCAAAGACGUGGGUCUCAAUCAACACUGAUUUACAGAAAUCUUGAAUUCAAGUAUGAAGCAACUAGACAUCACAAGCCAGGCGAAGAGUAAAAGAUCUGACAAAAGCUGGUAUAUACUAUCUGCAGGACUUAUAAUUUCAGUGACUGUAAUUUUUAUUUUGGACCUACAGUUUUUUGCAUCUACAAACUUUAUACGCAAUACAUUAAACGGGAAAAUGUUAGAAGUUUUAUCUGCAGCUGACAAUUUUACGAACAAAUUCAUUGAUACAAUGAAACAUAAAUUGAUAAUAAUUGAUUCUGAUAUACCUGACAGUGGUUCAGAACAACACGUGAGCGAUCAUUUUAGCAAUAGCAAUCAUGGUAACUGUACAUGGCCUCCACUUAAUUUACAAGGACGCACCCCUCUGAAUAGAACAGACAUUGCAAUAGAAAAACUUGAUCAAAAAUAUACAUUCAUGGCAGACGGACAUUAUAAACCUAAAAACUGUACAGCGUAUCAAAAAAUUGCUAUUGUCGUUCCAUAUCGAGACAGACAACUACAGCUCCGUAUAUUUUUGAAUAAUGUUAUUCCACGCAUCCACAGACAGCAAUUAGAAUUCGGAAUUUAUAUAGUAGAACAGACAGCUGGUUCGUUAUUCAACAGAGGUAUGUUGUCCAAUAUAGGAUUCGUUCAAGCAAUGAAAGACAUGGCAUAUGACUGUGUGGUAAUUCACGACUUAGAUAUCCUUCCAGAAGAUGAUCGUAAUUUUUAUAUAUGUGGAGACAAUCCUAUACAUAUGGCAACAAAAGUGGAAAAAUUUAAAUACAGAGUCCCAUACCAUUCAUUUGCUGGAGGAAUUUCUACAUUUUCUAAAAAGCAGUAUGAGGAUAUAAAUGGUUUUCCCAACCAGUUUUUCGGUUGGGGUGGUGAAGACGACGAAUUAUUUGCAAGAAUAAAACGUAGCAAUUACAAAAUGACAAGACCAUUCGAUGCCCAUGGCCAUUGUGGAAGUGUUCAACACUCUGGACAAAGAACUGGAAAUGACAGAAUGAAAAUGUUACAAAUUUCUCGAAAGAUUUGGAAACAGGAUGGUCUCACUGAUCUAGAAUAUAAUCUUGUAGAAAAGAGAAGAAAGCAAUUGUAUGUUUGGGUUUAUGCGGACAUUAAUAUGGCGAAAGUAAGAGAGAAACUUAAAAAACUGAACAGUCCUUCAAGAAAAUAAAAAAAGCAGAUAAAAUGAGAGAAACAGUAAUCCUAUUAAGACAGUUAUUAUCUUUUUGAUUAAUACGAAAAGAUAUGUUUGCAAUGAUCUCAAAUACAAAUUAAAGCCCUUUUAUAUGAAAUAGUGCAUGGAUUUGCAACCUAAUUUUAUCAAAUGUUGAUGCACAAAUACGUUAUAUGUUUGGGAACUGAUCUAUCUGUAAUUUCAAUUUCAUUUGAAAAUAUAUGCAGUUGUUUUAAUGUCAUCAAAUAACAAUACAUUUAGGAGAUAACUGUAAUGUAUUUUAAGUUCCAAUAGCGUCAAUAAAUUUGAUUUGUCAUUUGAUGAUCACAAAUUCUGUUUACUGAACGGGUAUUUGCGACCAUCAAAUCACCAACUGAUGCUGUGGGAGAUUAAAGUACUAUAUUGUUAUCUCAAUUCUAAUACAACUGACAGAAAUCAUCGUCAAAUCAUACAUUGAAAAUCUGUCAUACGUCGUCCACUCUUGCGCGAGCAUUUUCAUAACAUCAAUUGUGAAUUAAUGCCAUGAAAAUCAGUGAGGUUAUCCAAUCAAAAUGACCGUUACAAACGAUUUUGCAAUAUAAUUAUAUAUAGCUUCUAUGAAGUUUAUAAAGUGUUUUCAAAAUAUUCAAAAACACAAAAUUAGGUAGUAACUAACGAAAUUAUAGAAUAAAAACAUACACCAGGUAAUGAAUAUAUCUACCAGUUAAAAGGUAACCAUGAUUAUCAUACAACACAUUAUGAAAUAUGGGACUAUGUCCUAGAUGAAAUGUGUUAGAAUGAAUAUUAAACAAACGAAUCUCAACUAAGAUAAAAAAAAAAAAAAAAAAAAAAAAAAAAGAA
This is a messenger RNA of Mytilus trossulus (common blue mussel), 2134 nucleotides long. RefSeq names its product beta-1,4-galactosyltransferase 4-like. Gene Ontology annotation, molecular function: galactosyltransferase activity. Gene Ontology annotation, cellular component: Golgi apparatus. The coding region runs from base 143 to 1291 and encodes 382 amino acids. The record is from RefSeq and is a predicted model, not a curated record. Gene Ontology annotation, biological process: carbohydrate metabolic process. NCBI's taxonomy places the organism in Eukaryota, Metazoa, Mollusca, Bivalvia, Mytilida, Mytilidae. The transcript is spliced from 10 exons.